Messenger RNA from Neofelis nebulosa (Clouded leopard), 8288 nucleotides. Its product is annotated as multiple epidermal growth factor-like domains protein 6. The coding region runs from base 143 to 8026 and encodes 2627 amino acids. Lineage: Eukaryota; Metazoa; Chordata; Mammalia; Carnivora; Felidae. The transcript has 50 exons. The record is from RefSeq and is a predicted model, not a curated record.
ACAUUCAAAAGGACCUAGUUAAUAGCUCAUCUGGGAUAUCCACAGAGCAUGUUGCCAUCAAAGCUGUUAUUAGUGUGGCAGGACCCUUAUGGAUGGGAAGGCAAGUAGCAUAGCCCCAGCACCAAAAAUUAGACCAGCCUGAAUGCCUUCUCUGCUUCUAGGAUAUUACUGCCCAGGAGGGGCGUGGACCCCGACACCUCUCAGUGGCCCAUGGGGAGAUGGUGGCUCUGUGGGCCACAUCUGCCCUGAAAGCUCACAGGUGGCCACAUCCCAGACAGAUGGGCAUCACAGCAAUGGCUCAGGCCAAGAGAGCCACCAGGAGAGGACCUGCCCUCCCAGUCAUUACUGUCCCCAGGGCACUGGCCACAUCCCCUUUCCUUGCCCUCAGGACAUGUCCAGUCCAUGGAAGGGCCAAAGCCCAGCCCAGAGCUGCUGGCUAUGUUUUGCAGGAGCUGAAGUCACCCACCCUGACAGAGGCAUCCAUGCCAUGGCAGGGGGCCCCUGCCCUCCAGGCCACUUCUGUCCAGUGGGCACAGCAGUGCCCCUGCCUUGCCCUGUGGGUACCUUCUCAGAUCGAAUGUUUCUCACCAUGGCAUCGGAGUGCCUGUCCUGCCCCUUUGGCCAUUUCUGUGGUGCAUCUGGCCUCACUGCCCCCUCUGGACCCUGUUCACCUGGCUACUUCUGUAUGGAAGGAGUCUCCUCCCCAACCCCAGCAGGCCACGCAGAGCACGGGGGGCCCUGUCCCCAAGGCCACUUCUGCCCCAGUGGGACCAGCCUUCCCCAUCCUUGCCCUGCUGGCUCCUACAGCAACCUGACUGGCCAAGCAUCCUGCUUCCCCUGCCCUGCUGGCUAUUACUGCCCUGAGAACAUCACCACUUACAGCGGGCACCCCUGCCCCACUGGCUUCUACUGCCCCAGAGGCACCAAAUAUGCCACCCAGUUCCCCUGCCCUCGGGGCUACUACAACCCAGACCCAAUGACCCAGAGCCUGGACAGCUGCCUGCCUUGUCCCCCAGGCCACUACUGUGGGCAGGAGAAUCUGACCCAGGCCUCUGGACCAUGUGAUGCAGGCUGGUUCUGCGUCUCAGCAGCCUGGACCGCCCGCCCCUUUGACCUGGACAACUACACCAGUACCAAUUGCCUGUGUCCAGCCACGGCCACAGGGGGGAAGUGUCCAGCUGGAUCCUUCUGCCCUGAGGGCAGCUCAGAACCCAUGCCCUGCCCACCAGGCUCUUUCUGCGCCACCUCUGGCCUGUCCACACCCAGUGGGCCCUGCCAGGCUGGCUACUUCUGUGCCAAAGGAGCAGUGUCCCCAGCUCCAGAGGAUGGGCUGACAGGGGCCCCCUGUCCCCCAGGAACCUUCUGCCCUGCAGCAUCACACAGGCCAACACCAUGUCCCGCUGGCACCUUCUCCGGCCUCCCAGAGCAGACCAUGCCCUCUGCAUGCCAGAGCUGCCCACGAAGCUUCUACUGCAAGGAGGCUGGUCUACAGGCCCCCAGUGGGCCUUGCCCAGCAGGUUAUUACUGCGACUCUAGUGCUGGGCCCAUCAAGGACUUCAGCCUAUAUCCUUGUCCUCAAGGCUAUUACUGCCCCCUGGGCACAGCCAUGGCCACACACCACAGGUGCCCAGUAGGUACAUACGGCCCUCGGAGAGGGCUAAGGAGCAUCGCUGAAUGCCAGCUGUGCCCUGCUGGGAAAUUCUGUGCACUGGCAGGGCUCGCGGCACCAACAGGAGACUGUGCUGCAGGGCACUGGUGCAAGGGAGGAGCCACUAGCAAGGACCCCACGGAUGGGGCACGGGGACUCCUCUGCCCUGCUGGGCACUACUGCCUUGAGGGAGCUCCUGUCCCCACUCAAUGCCCACCUGGUACCUGGUCUGAGGAAGGGAACAAAACCCCAGAAGGAUGUCAAGAUUGCUCUGGAGGGAGACUCUGCUCUAGCGGCCACCUGACAAUCUGGCCAGCACCUUGCCACCUAGGUGUUUCCUGCACUGGAGGAACUGCCCCUGCCACCCCCAUGGAGGGCCUCUCUGGGAGAUCCUGCCCCCCUGGGCACGUCUGUCCUCUGGGAAUGGUUGACCCCACUUCGUGUCCUCCUGGCUCCUACACCCCUGGCACCCACACAACAAAAUGUUACAUCUGUCCCAGUGGCCACUACUGUGUUCCAGGGCUGAGGCCUCAGCUGUGUCCAAGAGGUUUCUACUGCCCUGAAGGGACAGGGCUUAACUGGCAGCCCUGCCCUCCAGGCACCUAUGGCCCUGUGCAGGGACUGAGCAGCCUGCCAGAAUGUCAAGCCUGUGAUAGGGGCAGGUUCUGCCCAAGUGCCAAUGCUACGGAGGCUGGUGGACAGUGCUGGGAAGGCUUCUUCUGCUCCAGAGGGUCCACCCGGCCCAACCCAGAGGCCGACACUGAAGAGGAGGCUGGUCCAUGUCCUCAGGGACACUACUGCCCCAGGGGUUCAGCCAUACCCCAGCCCUGCCCACCUGGCACCUUCAGCACACGCAUCAAGCUCAGCUCAGAGGCUGCCUGCUCCCCGUGCCCGCCUGGCCACUACUGCGGCUCUGCAGGCCUCACCAGCCCUUCUGGGCCCUGCAGCACAGGCUUCUUCUGCCGCCAUGGAGCCAUCGUACCCAAUGGCUCCCUGGAAGACGGGACCAGUGGCCCUUGCCCUGCAGGGCACUUUUGCCCCCCAGGCACUGUUACCCCGAGGCCAUGCCCAGCAGGCACCUACAACAGCCUGGCCUCGCAGGGCCACUGUGAGUCUUGUCCUGAGGGUUUCUUCUGCCCGGCAAACACCUCCUCGGUGGUGGGAAACAAGUGUCCAGCUGGCCAUUACUGCCCUGCUUCCACAUCCUUUGCUUCUCAAUUCCCCUGCCCCAGGGGCACCUACAAGCCACAGAGAGGGGGUGCCCAGCAGUCAGACUGCACACCCUGUGAACCAGGUUCCUACUGCCUCCUACCUGGGCUAGUGGUCGUGUCUGGGCCUUGUAGUGCAGGGUUCCACUGUACUCAGGCAGCGGUUGUCCCAAAUCCCACUGAUGGGAUCACAGGAGACCUCUGUCCACCAGGCCACUUUUGUCCCAAGGGUAGCCCCAAGCCCACUCCAUGCCCCCCAGGAUCCGGGAAACCCUUCCCAGAUGGGCCAUGCUCAGCAGGUUAUUACUGUCCUCCUGGCCAGACCUCAGCCACCCCUACAUCUUUCCGGUGUCCCCGUGGCUUCUACUGUCCAGAGGGAUCUCCCCAGCCAAGGGCCUGUGAGAAUGGAACAUUCCAGCCCCAGGAGGCCAAGGGGUCUUGUGAGCCCUGCCCUGCAGGAUUCUACUGUGAAGCAUCAGGCACAGGUCUCACAGCCGGUGGCCCCAGCCUGUGCCUCCAGGGCUACUUCUGUCCCCCUGGCUCCCACUCAGCCACUGCCCACCCAUGCCCUCAGGGGACAUUCGGGCCCAGGCGAGGGGCCAGUGCAGAACUGGACUGUGAGCUGUGCCCAGCAGGGAUGUUCUGUUCAUCAGAAGGGCUGUCCCAGCCAUCAGGGCUCUGCCAGUCAGCGCACUACUGCACAGGAGGUGCGGUGUCUCCCACCCCCCUCAAACACAAGGUGGAGGCCCCAGGACUUUCUGGGAAUGAUAUCUGCCCUCCCGGCUUCUUCUGCCCCAGGGGAACAGGCUCCCCAAUGCCAUGCCUGCCUGGGUCUUACUCCUCUGCCCCAGGCCUGGCCAGCGAGGACCAGUGCCAGCCGUGUCCUCCAGGGCACUACUGCAGCAACCCUGGGCUCUCCCAUGUCCCAGAGGCAGAACUCUGCGAUGCAGGGUAUAUCUGCCUGGGAGGCAGUGCUGUGCCCUCACCUUCUGAUGGAACCCACGGAUACAGAUGUCCUCCUGGCUUCCACUGUCCCUCAGGGGCUCACAGCGAGCAGCCCUGUGAACCUGGCACCUUCAGCCCAUUGCCUGGGGCUGACACCUGCCUGCCUUGCCCAGGAGGCACCUACUGCCAAAAUUUUGCUACCGUGGAGCCCACCACCUGCCCCAAAGGUCACUAUUGCCCAGGAGGGACACCCUCUGCUCUUCCCUGCCCGGAGGGAACCCUGAACCUACGGGAAGGUGCUCUCUCCCCCAGGGCCUGUCAGCCCUGUCCUGCAGGGAGAUACUGCCCUGGUGAGGGCAACGGGCAGACUGAGGGACCCUGCUCAGCUGGUUACUACUGUGAGGGGGGAGCUUCCAGCCCCACUCCCCAGAGAAACUCUGCCUUCCCCCUCAAUGGACCCUGUCCCCGAGGCCACUACUGCCCCCAGGGGACUCUGUACCCUGUGCCCUGCCCGAUGGGGACAACAAGGAGCAGCCCAGGAACGUGGUCCCCUCUUCCAUGUCCUCCAGGGACCUUCACUCCCCAAGAUGCAUCAGGCCUCCGGGAAGAGGGUGACUGCUCCGUCUGUCCCCCCGGUAACUACUGCAGAGGUGGACAGGUGUGGGGGAAAUGUCCUGCUGGUUAUUACUGCCCCCCUGGGGCCUCCGAACUGAUAACACAAGGUCCCAGGGAGUCUCAGACCUCGUGUCCCCAAGGACAGCUGUGUGCCAAGCAGUGCCCACCAGGUUUUUACUGCCCAGAGGGCAGUGGAGAACCCACCUUGUGUCCACCUCACACCAUGGCGGCUGCCCCCGGAGCCAAGCAGCAAGAGGAAUGUGGGCCUUGCCCUGCUGGGCGCUGGUGCAAAGCUGGGGACCCGGCCACCCACCCCUGCCCUGCCGGCCACUACUGCCCUGGAGGGAGUGAGACCAGCCCAGGAACCCCUCAGGCCUGCCCUGAGCACACCUAUCUGCCUGCAGAAGGAGCCCAGAGUCUGGCAGAGUGCCUCCCCUGCCCUCCUGGAUACCUCUGUGUGUCCCCAGGUCUCUCCUCCCUUGAAAGCCACCUUUGUCCUCCAGGCUACUGGUGUCCAGGUGAUCAGGGUGCCUUUCUCUGCCCACCUGGCACCUUCCGGACAAAACCAGGGGCAUCAUCAAAAGAAGACUGUGAGCUCUGUCCCCCUGGCCACUACUGCCCCCAGGCCGAGCUGAGGGAUCAUGCAAAUGUGUUUGUGAUCCCCUGCAGAGCUGGAUUUGAAUGCCCUGCAGGUGCUGUGGCUGAGGUCACUUGUAGGGCUGGCUCCUACUGCGAGACCCAGACAGGGAUCCCCCCACUUUGUCCUGGGGGCUAUGCCUGCCCUGCUGGCUCCUCCACCUACACUGGCCCAGGGCAGCUCUGUUUGUUUCCUUAUUACUGUCCCCUGGGCAGUGCCCAUCCACAUGAGUGCCCUGGGGGCUCCGAGGCACUGAACAGGAGUGGCCUCAGGGUCUCAGAGGAGACUUGCUGCCACCUCUGUGAAGCAGGCACCUACCGCAGCCUGGCUCUGGAUUCCCAAGCCUGCCAGCCCUGCCCCCCUGGAUUCAGCUGCCACCAGGGAACAGAGAGUUACCACAGCCAGCCCUGCCCAGUGGGGCAUUACUGUCCAGCCAAGACUCACAGCCCCAGGCCCUGCCCCUCAGGAACCUUUGGAAACAGCAGCCAGGCAGGGGCAGUUGGAGAGUGCCUGCCAUGCCCCGCAGGCACCUUCAGUGCCCAUCCUGGCCAGGCUGGCUGCCUCCCCUGUGGGAGCUCUUCUUUCUCUCCACCUGGUGCCUCCCACUGCACGUGUCGGGGCCUUAACAGGGUCUUCCAGAAGUCAGAUGGUUCCUGCAUCUGCCAGGCAGGACAUGAGUCCUACAGCAGGAGGGACCUGGAAAGUGAGGAGAGCGACAGUGAUGAGGACUGUCAGCCCCAGGUCGCUGAGCGCUGCUCAGCUGGAGAAGUACGUCUGGCUGCCACCCGCAAGUGUGUGUCCCCCCAGCUGCACAACUGCUCCUCUUUCUGCCACCCAGUGGAUGGGAAGCUCAGCGCUGAACUGGGCAUCUGCCAGUGCCAGGAAUAUGUUUCAGCAGAAGAGCUCUGUGAUGCCCAGUGUCUGGCUAAGGCCCCCCAACUUUCCCUGGCUUGGGGUUCCAGCAGGGAGCUGAUCCUCAGUGUGAAGGGCGAGGCUGGAGACCAUGACCAGAGGGAAGUAUCAAGCACUCUGGGCCCAGACCAGUUCUUCCAAGAGAAUGCCAGGGUCCAUCUGGUCCAAUGUGGUCCCCGUGGCAUCUUUGGCUUUGUCAUCUCCAGAGUGGACAUGCUUGACUCUUUCCUCCUUGAACCACCUGUAUCCAGCCCCUGGCUACAAAGGUAUCAUCGGACUACAGGCCUGGAGUACUCUGUCCCUCAGGACCCUGGCAUUCAUCUCCAUAUUCCAAACCCAGUGGUCUGCCUGAAAGAAGGGGAUGUGAUUCUUUUCCAGCUUCACAUUCUUCCUCACAAUCGCUCAGCCAGUCACUACCCUGUGUACCAGAUGCAGCAUUUGUUCAACAGCAACCCCAACUGGGACUUUGGGGCCUUCAGGAGACUCAGCCACCUCGUGCGAGAGACUCACCUCAACUUUUCAAGGUUUGCCCACCAGUUCCUAGAUCCAGGCACAUAUGUGUUUCGAGACAACACACUGCCUGAGAGCAUCAUCGUGGUGCUGGUGAAGAAGAAAGGAGUGGCCUGCGAUCCUGGCCUAUCCCCUGUGCAGCCCUCCUCCCCAUAUCAGCUUGCCAGGCAUGGGGUCCUCAGGCACGGGCUGCUAAACCUGGGCCCAGACUGGACAGUGAUCACAGGAGUGCUGCUGGCUGUUGGCUUGGCAACUGUGCUGCUGACAGGCCUCGGCCUUGUGUUGAGGCCCUCCCUGGCUCAGGCCUGCCCUGUAAGGGCUUGGAGGCCCCAGUGGAGGGGCCUUGGGGAGUCUCAUGUGCCUGCUGAGUAUGUGCCCCUCAGGGACAGCCUUCUGUCCUAUGAAGAACUCAGUCCGUGGGGCUCUAGGGAAGGAGCUGAUUCCAAGGAGAAAGUCAUUACCUGGAGCACAGGAGAACCACUCCCCUUGAAGACCCUGGAGGACUUCAGUGUCCGCACUCUCUAUGACAAGCUCGAGGACCAGAGCCUACACGUGGCAGCCCAGCUGAGCAAGCACAGGAGCGAGGCACUGGCCUUCUAUAGGGGUGCCAGCCAGCAGCUCCAGGGGCUCAAGGACUUUCUCCAACACCUCAGCACAACUGAGUGGCAAGCUCUGGACAAGGGUGGAGACCCAGAGAUGGAGGCCACAGCUGCCACCAGGACAGACACUGAGCAGAGUGUGGAAUCAUGGGGCCACCACACUGCAAGUCUACCUAGGGAGCCCUGGCAGCAUCCUCUAGGCCGCACGCCCAGUGUCACACCCCUGGGCUUUCAGCUGGAACUUGACAGAGUGAUUGUGGCACUGGCAUCAGCACUUUCUCACGCACACGGGCAACCAGCUGGGGCCAACAGAAAGGCCUCUGUUCAGGUUGGUGAACAGCCUCUUCGCACCUACCAACAAAACCCUCAACUGGCAAGUAACAUGUCCCUGCAGCCACAGCCUCCACCACCGGAUGAGGAGAACCAAAGUACAAGCUCUCAGCAGGACCUGGGACCUGGACAGCUUCCCCAGUGUGCUGCCAAAGGAGGAGGCACCGAGAGCCCAGGCUCUAGGUUGUGGAUCAUCGGGGCUGGACACAGGCAUGGAGCCUUUCCUGAGAUGCAGAGGAAGAUAUGCCAGGUGGAAAACACUUUGGAUGAGCUGAAUGAGGAGUUCUUCCAGCUCACUGCUCAAGCCCUAGAACUUCAGAAGGAAAAGGACAAACCAGGUCAUCUUCCCCCAAGUGAAGGCAAUACAUUUGUGGAGUUUCCCAGCAUCUUCCCUUAUGUGUGGCAAGAAGACAGACCCUACCCACCAGAGGUAGGUGACCCAGAUGGAGAGAAUCUGGGGACCUGGGCCCUGAAGAGAGAGGAGGCCCUGAUGCUGAGAGUGAGAAGAGCCCACCUGGCUCAGAGGAUUGAAGACCUGGAGUGGGAGCUGUCCCUGCUCCUCCAGGUGGCAGAUGGCAGUGUGUAUACAGGAGGGAGCUGGCCCAGCCUGGGGAGAUGCUGAGUCACACAGGAUGCUGCAGUGGCCAUCUGUAGGAGUGCCUUCUCCACGGAGAACACAACUGGGUUAAUCCAUUCACUCCUGGUAGGAAGGAGUGGGUGUCUCAGGGGCCAACGGGGCCUGGAACAUGUGCUCAGUUUUAUGACAUGCUUCUUUUGGGCAACACCCAAAUUUCUUUCAGAGCCUGGACCUUGGCUUGUGCUGAUUUCUGUCUGCUAUCCUUUGGAGUGAGGGAAAAUAAAAUCAUACAAGUCAAGAAAAUUGA